UCCUGAUCCCGAUUGGUACGCCCUUUUACGCACUUCCCGCCCUUCAACUUCUGAACACUAGUUUGCGUGACCGCGGCAGGAACAUCAGACUUGCCAGCAGAUGGGAGCGUGAGAGCGGGAACAGCGGGGAGCGCGACAAAGCCUGGAGUCACAGGAUGCGCCAUAACGAGAGCUGCGGGUGUCGCGGGAGGGUCGGGAGGCACGGGAGGCACUGCAGGAGGCUCGGUGGCCAUGAAAAAAGGAUGCGCCGGGUGCGCGUCCAGACAAGGCCGUGGGCAAAAUGUCUAUUUUCGGCUAUGUGACAGCCUUGCGCAGGCAAAGCAUUCCUACCGAGCACACAUCUAUCACGCCAUCUGCCACGCAAAUCCGUUCGUCAAGCAGUUGCUUGUGAUUUGGCCCUAGGCAGGCCGGCAAGCG
Mycena citricolor is the source of this 417-nucleotide messenger RNA. The record is from the annotation of a GenBank genome assembly. NCBI's taxonomy places the organism in Eukaryota, Fungi, Basidiomycota, Agaricomycetes, Agaricales, Mycenaceae.